This is a messenger RNA of Branchiostoma belcheri (Belcher's lancelet), 478 nucleotides long. Its product is annotated as coiled-coil-helix-coiled-coil-helix domain-containing protein 1-like. Gene Ontology annotation, molecular function: RNA binding. NCBI's taxonomy places the organism in Eukaryota, Metazoa, Chordata, Leptocardii, Amphioxiformes, Branchiostomatidae. The record is from RefSeq and is a predicted model, not a curated record. The transcript has 3 exons. Gene Ontology annotation, biological process: mitochondrial translation. Gene Ontology annotation, cellular component: mitochondrial ribosome; nucleoplasm; mitochondrion. Bases 100 to 471 code for a protein of 123 amino acids.
UAAAACGACAACCUUCACUGAAGGUCAAAGGUCGACGUUUCAUUCCCGUGGUGUUAAAAACGUAAAAAACUGUCAUUUUUAGGGUGAAAAAUCAUCAGAAUGGCACGAAUUCCACCUGGACUGAUUAUCAACCCGGCCCCCGGUGUGCGGUACAAAGUGCCAGCCGUGAAAAAACUCACCAAGGAACUAAUUUUGAAAGAUAAAGUGAAGUUUCAGAAAAACAGACUUGGAGCUGCCACGUGUCUCACAGAGAUGAGCCUUAUGAUGGCCUGCUGGAAGGAAAAUGACUUCAAGGACUCUGCAUGUGCCAAGGAGAUAGCUGCGUUCCAUAAGUGCACACAAGAGGCAACGAAAGAGCGGCGGAGAGUGAAGGAGGCAGAUCUGAAGGGUGUUGUACAGGAAGGACGGCUCAGCAGCAGAAACACCAACAAGUUAUUACAAAGAUUUCCUCAUCCGGUCAAACCUCACUAGCAAAGAU